AUGAUUAUGACCCAAGAAUAUAGAUUUUCAUGCCUUAGAUGGAGAAGAUGUGACACUGCUCAAAAUACAAAAACAUCUAAAAUUACCAACAAGAGUCACUCCCGUGGUACAUUGGUUUCUAAGAAACCACUAGUAGUCGUGAACCAGUACGAAGGGGACAAUAUUGGUACUAAUGAACUAUUAGCGGAAUAG
Molecule: messenger RNA, 192 nt
Organism: Babesia bovis T2Bo
Lineage: Eukaryota; Apicomplexa; Aconoidasida; Piroplasmida; Babesiidae
Exons: 1
Coding region: 1-192 (63 amino acids)
Source: RefSeq, a predicted model, not a curated record